CAUGGUUGUUGAUGCCUUGGCGGAAGUGGCGCGGUGGUACCGCAAGGAGCAGCAGUCCGUUGCUCCAGCCAGCAUUGACGAGGCUAAUGCUACUUCUUCAACUCUUCCAUGCUGCCCUUCGACGUCAAUUAACCGCAUGCUCUCGACACCACCUGUUCGUGCGUUCCUUGAACACAAAGUGGAGUCCGUGAGGCAGGCGCUGCAACGAGAUCACAACAACCACAUCCUCCAUGCGAGCUUGGCCCUCUUUCUGGAGCUUUUGAAUGGCACGGACCCUCGUGUUCUCCAUCACAUGGCUGAAGCGAUCGCAUUGGCGCCGUCCAAAGGUGCUUACAAAGCCCAUCGCACGCGCAUCCAGUUCAAUUCGACUGCCGCGCAGAAACGAGCGUUUCUCGCGUCAAGUGUUGCCGCUACUUCAACAGAGCCAUGGAGUCGAACUAUGUUGCCAGUGCCUGUGGAAUACCCCUCCAGUCUCUCCGUGGACACAUUCAUGACGAAGUACGCAGGUGCGGGCCAACCAGUGCUCAUUAAAGGCGGCGCAUCCCUAGUGAUGAACGCAAGUUGGUCGCUCGAGUCGUUGGUAGCAAACCCCGUUGUCGCCAACACCAUGGUGGACACAAAGCGGAAAGUGGCGGAUUCCGUGCGCUGGGCGCGCCUCGAAGAUGGCCCGCGGCAGUCGGUCGGCAGCUUUAUCCAGGCCAUGCAGCGGGAUGACUGGUCCGCCGAGCCUCCGCUGUACAUCCAUGACGUGUCCAUUCCGCUGCAUUUUCCAGGCACAUGGCCUCAUCAUGCGCCUCUACUAACGUGUCUGCUCGUAGAGUUAACGCCCCAAGUGACCAUUCCAGCCUACUUUGCACGGGAUUAUCUGCAGCAAACCCCCGAGGGCACCAUGUACAGAGAGACGUGGCCGAGUCUGUUUGUCGGCCCACGAGGGUCGGAAAGCGCCACCCAUGUGGACUCGUUCGGGUCCAACUUUUGGAUGGCCCUCGUGCAAGGCCGCAAGCGAUGGCGGCUCGUCCACCCUAACGACAUGCAUCUGCUGUACCCGACUUGGCAUGCUGGGUCGGCUGACGUGGUGUAUGGCGUCGACUUGGCGUCGACAGACGAGUCCAAAGGCGACUCACUAUACCCACUGUUCCGUCAUGCUAGGGUAUGGGAGUGUGUGCUGGAAGCAGGCGACAUCCUGUUCGUCCCGGCGGGCACCCCCCAUUUCGUUCAAAACCUAGAGCACACUGUGGCCGUGUCGAGCAAUUACAUCGACGCUACCAACUGGACCCAAGCGUCAUCGGCGCUCAAACACCAAGCGUACUCAGACCCUCGAGCUGCUGAACUGUUAUUGCACUUGCAACAUGUGGAGGCCCAUCGGUUGCCGUCUGAUGAGUCAUCGGCACAAGUCCUGCCGCCACCAUCCAUUUCAUUUCAAGAGUUCAAACACCCCCAAAUCCAUGUGCGUUCCGUCCGCGUGGCAUCCCCACCAGCGUCCCCCGCCCACGACCACCACACUAGUAAACGACUUCGAAGUGCCUAUGCCGACUUGGUCGCAGAUUUGGCAUCGCCUUCUUCGAGCGAAGGCGACGACGCUGUGCCAGGCUAAAUAUUACAAGUAUUUCAAUCGGCAUAGCGCUCA
Molecule: messenger RNA, 1627 nt
Organism: Aphanomyces astaci
Lineage: Eukaryota; Oomycota; Saprolegniomycetes; Saprolegniales; Verrucalvaceae
Exons: 8
Biological process (GO): protein hydroxylation; negative regulation of gene expression; positive regulation of translational termination
Cellular component (GO): nucleus; cytoplasm
Molecular function (GO): sequence-specific DNA binding; histone H4R3 demethylase activity
Source: RefSeq, a predicted model, not a curated record